UUUACAACUGGUGAAGAGCAUUUGGUGGAACCGCUGUUUGAGAAUCUGGUAACACUGGCUGUACGCAUUUUGUUUAUAAGAAUUUCUGCGUAGAACGAAAUGAUAGAUGCGCGUACGAUGGAGGACGAGUCUAAAUUCCAGGAGCCCAACCGAGAAAUCUCGAUGAAGGUGUUUAGCGGCGAGUACCGUCUGCUGAGGAGAAAACAGGGCAGCAGCGUGUGGAAGGUUUACCGAGAAAUAGUCCGCUCCGACGGUGCCAUUAUAAAUGGUCUCUACUUCUGCACCGGCUGCAAGCGCGUCAUGCGAUCCUUUAAUACAACGAAUCUACGCGCCCACAAAUGUCACGUGGAUUACCUGCGGAGUCAAGAUCCAUCAGAAGGGACAUACGUCGAUAUGGAGCCACAACCCAGGGAACAAGGAACGUAUACAUCGGAGCGGCGGCCGAAUUAUUAUCAGCCUCCGGAGUGGUCGUACCAAGCAACCGACAUGCUCCUUGAACUUUGGGCAGCCCACUGCCGUGAUCUGCGAGAUUCUCGCCGGCGUGUCAAAGUUAUCUGGAAAAUGACUGUCGAAAUGAAAACUUUGGGAUUUACUUUUACGGAAAUUAAAAACAAACUUGAAGAUAUGGCCCAGCAAUAUCGGCGAGAAGCUCACAUUGAGAAAACGACCGGGGAACAAUCUAAAUGGGAGUAUUUCGAGUCCAUGAAAACGAUUCUUACUUCUGAACAUAACCUAGUAGAAGAUAACGCUAGAAAUGGAUUAAGUAGGAACACUUCACUUGAUAACUCUCCAAAGAAAAAGUACAUAAAAACUGAGGAUGAUGACUACAGCGAAGAUCAGGAAGAAUCCCAGGAAGACGUAGAUGAACUUCGGGUUCUAAAAGACAAUAUCAUACGGGAAAUCGAAGAAUCCUCAACCGUACGUUCCCAAGAAAACUUUGAAGACGAGCUCGAUCAACAGACAUCCAAGAACAGCGAAAUAAAAAGAGCUAAACGCAAAAGAACGGCGAGAAUGAUGGAAAUAGAGGAGGAAAAGCUGGUCAUAGAGAAGAAAAAAUUUAAAUUGAUGAAUUAUUUUGUACGAGAGAUGUCGUCAUUUCAUAAAAGUUUGUUUGAUCUUCUUAGUAGUCCGAAGAAAGGCUCAAAAUCGUGAAAAAAUUACUUUAAUUAUAUACAAUGUUUCCUGUCAUUAAAUAUAUUGAAUAAGCAUAAUAAUUAAUCUAUUACAUUCAAAUUUAUUUCCUAAAAUUAUUUAUAAAAUGCCCAUCGAAACUAAAGAUUAUUACAUUUGACACAAAUUUUUGCAAAUUCAAAAAUGUUUAAUUUGGCAUUUGCCCAAGUUAAUAAUUUAAGAUCACGUGAUUUAUGCGAAUUAAAUACCUAAGAUUUUGUUUGAAAUAAAUGUGAAUAGGUUUUCUUCUAUCUAA
Molecule: messenger RNA, 1426 nt
Organism: Drosophila eugracilis
Lineage: Eukaryota; Metazoa; Arthropoda; Insecta; Diptera; Drosophilidae
Exons: 3
Coding region: 100-1152 (350 amino acids)
Biological process (GO): positive regulation of DNA-templated transcription
Cellular component (GO): nuclear body
Molecular function (GO): DNA binding
Source: RefSeq, a predicted model, not a curated record